CUUAUUCCGGCGGAACACGGGCCACCACCGGCAUCGUGACGGCGUUCCCGCCACGCUCGCUACGAGAAAGCGAUCACUGUCCACGUCCUUCCACUCGCAACGCUGAUUCGGACGCGAAGCCAUAAAUUCCAAUUCAGUUGCCUAAUCUAGCUCGCGUCCGCUUCCGCUCGCUUGUGAGUUUAUUCUCCUACGUUGUUCUCUUCGCCGGAUAUUGCUAGCUAGCUCGCCGGAGUUCUUUUGCGGCUUAAGCUGUUCAUCAGUUCAGUUUGAAAGAAAUGCGGAAGUGUGAUUGAGAUCACGUGUGGCGUUCUGUUGUGGAAAUGUUGGAAGUUGACGUCGCUGACAGCAAAGACUCGUCACUUGAGUCUCUUUUAGAAGACAAUUGGGUAAAUCCAAUUAAGGAAGUGAACCAUUUAUUGUGCAAUCUUAUUCAGACGGAACAGGGUGACAUUUCUGUUGCCAUCCCAAAUGAGGAGGCUAUUGAAGUUGAUUGUUUACUUGAAGAGCCACACGCUGAAGCACUAGAUGUUGAUGCCAUGUAUUUGAACUCAGAAACUUUAGAAAAUUGUUUAAAUGUGGAAGGAACUCCAUGCAGUACGGGGUUAUAUGACCAGCGAGACGAUUGUGGCAUCUUGGAUGUUGAUGCUGAAAAAGCAGGGAUGCAGGCAUUAAAGUAUGAAUUCAUGUUCCAAGGAAGUGAAGAAAAUGAGAAUCUUCAUAUUUCUUGCAAUCUUUCAUGUGACUGUUCUGAUUAUCUUUUAGAAAAUUCCCUGGAUCAUCAAUCAAACAGUGAAGCAACGUUUGGAAAUAUGGAAUAUGCGGGUCAGAUCCAAUGCAUGGAUAGUGGUGUGGAUGAGGUUGAGCCAGACUACAUUUCCAAAACAUUUACCGUUGCCUCGUUGAUCCAAACAACGGCUCCAGAUUCUACAAAAGUUCGAAGUCAAGAUGCCUUACACACUGCAUUUUGUCGAAAUACCCCUUUAGAAGCCCAAAAAUGGCGCAAUCAUGAAUUAUUGUUUGACGAGCAGAAAUUAACUGCAUUGGAUAACGUCUCUGACCUGAUGGAGAGCGCAUUUCUUUACAGCGAAAAUGAAGACGAAAUGAUAUUAGUUCCUCAAAAUGGAAUGACUGCUAGCUCUUUUGUAAGUAUGCCACACUCUGGGGCUCUGGUGUCAGGUCCGGCAAAGAAUGAACUUCCAUAUGAGGAUGGCCAAGCUGCUGUUAGUCAAGGAGCUCAUAAAGUUUCAGGAUCAACAAAUGUUUCUGUUAUAAGUAGCAAGAGAUUACGGAAGCCUACCAGACGAUACAUUGAGGAAACAUCAGAAAUCAAGCCCAGGUGCUCCUAUGACAGAUUUAAGAUGUCUAUCAUCUGCUCCGAAGAAAAGCUUAUUUAUGCAAGAACGGAAAGGAAGAAUUGCUGGAGUGGUGCAGUGCAGCUACUUUAUCAUGACUAUCCUGGUAGGGCGCAUUCUUUGAGGGGUUGCCGAAGAAAUAGCAGCAAAAAAUUGGAGAAUGAUAGGAAGGGAUACAUUUCACCUUCAGAAUCUGCAAAAUUUUCUUGUGUUCAAGUCUCUGAAAAGCCAUACGAUGGAUCUGAUAAAGCUCCCGCAAGAAUCAAUAAGCCAAGGAAGCAUAACAGGCAGUGGACACUUUCUGAGGUUGUUAGACUCGUCGAUGGAGUUUCUCAACAUGGAGUUGGCAGAUGGACUGAAAUAAAGAGACUCUUCUUCUCAACCUCUGCUUAUAGAACUGCUGUGGACCUCAAGGAUAAAUGGAGAAAUCUUCUGAGGGCUAGUGUUGCAGGUCCAACAAACAGGAAUCUGGUUGAAUCACAAAAGAAACAGGCUUCAGCUGCCGUGCCGCAGUCGAUUCUGCAGCGAGUGAGAGAUCUCUCUAUCAUUUACCCGUAUCCCAGAAGCCGAAAGCCGAGAAUUACAGCUCUGCCCAACAUCAUUCCACCCGGUUCAGUUAGUAAGUACUGAUGAUUCUUCCCAUCGAAGAGAGGAUUCAAUUUCUUUUCUUUUUUGUUUCUUGUGUUGUUCUGCAAAAUGUAAAUAGCUAGUUCGCUUUCUUUCUUUUUUUUUUUUUUUUUUUUUUUUUUUUUUUAUGUCUUACUUGUGCAUAUCCCUUGGCCUAUACUGCACAAAAUUUUGUGCAAUUUUACACCCUUUUAGGGCAAAGGCUACAACAUCUCUGUUUCAUGUGAAACAAAUUGAUCACUUUGGCUAUGAUUUUGUGAGAGGUUUAGUUUAUAAUUAGG
Molecule: messenger RNA, 2260 nt
Organism: Phalaenopsis equestris
Lineage: Eukaryota; Viridiplantae; Streptophyta; Magnoliopsida; Asparagales; Orchidaceae
Exons: 10
Coding region: 321-1982 (553 amino acids)
Source: RefSeq, a predicted model, not a curated record